This is a messenger RNA of Blepharisma stoltei, 957 nucleotides long. Lineage: Eukaryota; Ciliophora; Heterotrichea; Heterotrichida; Blepharismidae. The record is from the annotation of a GenBank genome assembly.
AUGGGCUGCAGUUCUUGCUCCUCCUGCUUUGGGAAGAACCAAGAUUCAAAAUCAGAUCAAGACGUCGAAGUUAUUGAAAUCGAAGAGAGCCAGCAGAAAAAUAAAAAACUUUUGCUCACUUCCCCUGAAAACCCUCUUAAAAACGCUUUGCCAGAUCAUCAAAAUUAUCCAAGUGUCUUAUCGCCAUCUGAGCACGUUCGUAUCGCAGAAGGCCGCCUUCCUCAUUUUCAAUUUGACCGCGAUGAUGGUUAUCCAGAGCUAUUUGACCCUCCUGAGCACCCUGUUAUUGGCUGCACUUACAUUGGGCAAAAAAAUCAAUUCAAUCAAAAACACGGGCGAGGUAUGAUUAUAUGGGAAGAUGGAUCUAAAUAUAUCGGAUAUUGGAAAAACGAUAAAGCAAACGGCCGAGGCCGUUUAAUUCAUUCUGAUGGAGACGUCUAUGAAGGAUAUUGAUAUGAGGAUAAAGCUCAUGGAAAAGGAAAAUACACACAUUUCAACGGAUCAACUUAUGAAGGCGAUUGAAAUGAAGACCAACAAGAAGGACUAGGAUUAGAAAGAUGAACCGAUGGCGCAUACUACAGAGGGCACUACAAAGCAGGCAAAAAGAAUGGGUAUGGAGAAUUCCACUGAGCCGAUAGCUCUGUAUAUAAAGGUCAGUUCAUUGAUAACCGAAUUGAAGGGUUUGGAGUCUACACAUGAAAAGAUGGCCGAAAAUAUGAAGGAUGAUGAAAAGAUAAUCAAAUGCAUGGAAAAGGAGUUUUCAAUUGACCUGAUGGCAGGCUGUAUCAAGGUGACUAUAUAAGUGAUCAAAAGCAAGGCUACGGAGAAUUUUUUUGGCCAAGCCGAAAAGUCUAUAAAGGCUUUUGGCUUGAUGGGAAGCAGCAUGGGCGAGGAUCUUUAAUUAAUCCUCAAGGCAUAAAAACUGGGGAAUGGGAAAAUGGGAGGUUUGUAAAUUAG